UAUAUAUAUAAAAAUAUAUCCCUACCUAGGCCUAGAUUAGGUUGGAUAAGCUUAUCAGUCCCUUAAGGCCCUAGAUCACGUGCACCCAAUGGGUUAUCCAUAUCCAUGUGGGUUAGAUGUCAUCCAUCCAUAUCCAUGCGGAUUGGAUCAGGGUCAACCCCUAUCCAACCCAAAGUGCGGAUUGGGCGGGUUGGAUAUGGAUUUGCGGAUUGGGUCAGCCAGUCUAGACAGAAUAGACAGACAGACAGUAAGAAUAAUAUUAAGACUGAAUAAUUAAGAUACUUAAGAGAUUAAACCUCCACCCACCACCCACAUAAAGAACGAAAAGGAAAAAUAAUAUUUAGGGAGAGAGAGGGUAAAAUAAAAGGGAAAAAAUAGAAGAAGAAAAAGAAUAAUACAUAAAAAUAUAGGAGGGAACUGUGGAGUCUGCCAAGGUGGGAUAAUUAGGACUGUAGAGUCUAGAGUGGAC
This is a messenger RNA of Aspergillus novofumigatus IBT 16806, 469 nucleotides long. RefSeq lists its product as uncharacterized. Bases 89 to 277 code for a protein of 62 amino acids. The record is from RefSeq and is a predicted model, not a curated record. The transcript has a single exon. Lineage: Eukaryota; Fungi; Ascomycota; Eurotiomycetes; Eurotiales; Aspergillaceae.